GACCCGGCUGCAGCCUCAGGCCUCGCCCCCUCCCCGCGCGCCCGGCUCCUUAGCUCUGCCCCCUGGAGUCCCGGCGACGGGCUUCCUCACAGGCGCUGCACAAAAGCCGCCGCUUCCCCCUCAGGCGCUUCGUCGCCGGGCUGUUGCGCCGCCUUCGCUGCGCGCAAUUCGCCUCAGGCGGGCAGCACCGAGUCUGGCCUGACUUUGCGGGGAGCGGAGGCGCCCUGGCUGGGGCGUCGGCCCUCCUCCGGGAGCCGAAGCGACGAUGGAGCAGCAGCAGCAGCCGAACCACGAGCCGCACCGCCACCCGGCGCAGGAGCGCUCGCGCUCCCACACCGUCACCACCACCGCCAGCAGCUCCUUCACGGCCAACUGGUCGUCCGCUUCCAGCACGCUCGCCUACGACCGAGAGUUCCUGAGGACGCUGCCCGGGAUCCUCAUGGUGGCCGAGAUUGUGUUGGGGUUGUUGGUAUGGACGCUGAUUGCUGGAACAGAAUAUUUCCUAUAUCCUGUCUUCGGCUGGGUAAUGUUUGUAGCUGUGUUUUACUGGGUCCUUACGCUGUUCUUCCUAAUCAUCUACAUGACAAUGACGUACACUCGGAUUCCCCAAGUGCCAUGGACCACUGUAGGCCUGUGUUUUAACGGGAGUGCCUUUCUUUUCUACUUCAUUGCUGCCAUUGUAGACGCAUGUGCCGUCACCAAGGAAUUGGACAGCCACAACUACAACAGCUGGGCGGCUUCUUCAUUCUUUGCAUUCGUUGUAACUUCCUGCUACGGUGGAAAUGCCUACUUUAGUUUUGUAUCUUGGAGAUCGCGGAACUUGCAAUAAAUGUCCUCUUUAAGUUAAGAAAAAACA
This is a messenger RNA of Podarcis raffonei (Aeolian wall lizard), 856 nucleotides long. It is a transcript of the gene CMTM8, whose product is annotated as CKLF like MARVEL transmembrane domain containing 8. Gene Ontology annotation, biological process: myelination. Gene Ontology annotation, molecular function: structural constituent of myelin sheath. Bases 266 to 829 code for a protein of 187 amino acids. The transcript has 4 exons. Gene Ontology annotation, cellular component: membrane. Lineage: Eukaryota; Metazoa; Chordata; Lepidosauria; Squamata; Lacertidae. The record is from RefSeq and is a predicted model, not a curated record.